Rodentolepis nana is the source of this 1191-nucleotide messenger RNA. NCBI's taxonomy places the organism in Eukaryota, Metazoa, Platyhelminthes, Cestoda, Cyclophyllidea, Hymenolepididae. The record is from the annotation of a GenBank genome assembly.
AUGGAGCUUAAAAAACUUGCUGACUACCCCGCUGUGGACACAGCUAGUCCAACAUGGAUUCGAAAAAUGCGAACCAUCUUCCGUCGAUUUGAUUCUCAUGGUCGUGGAGUGGUUGGAAUUGAUGAAUUUCUCGACAUCGCCACAAGUGUUCUUUCAGAGUUCCCCAAGAGUGAUCAAUACUUUAGUGAUCUGCUGGUCCAAUCUAUGAUCCACCUGUGGUAUGGAAUAAUCUGUACUGAGGGUCCCGAACACACGAGAACCACUAUUACCAUGAAUGAGAAUAGCUUUGUUCAAGCUAUGGCUAAGUGCAUCAACGGGACUUUUAAGGCGGAGUUUACUGAGAAUUUGGUCACGCCGUUGUUUGGUAUGGCUGAUGGAGACAAGGAUGGCUUCAUGCAACAACAUGAGAUGGGACAAGUAAUUGUCGGUUUUGGUGGAAAUCAAAAGGAGGCCGAAUUGCUAUUCAGACUUCUUGAUCCAUCUGCAAAGAAGGGAGUAACCAAAGAACAAUUUGAGAGUGUUCUAGCUGAAUACUUCUUCGAUGUUGGAAUAAAGGGAAAGACCGCCAAGCUCUUUGGUGCUUUAAUUAAUUACAAGAGACCAGAAGACUAUCCAGAAUGUGAAUGUGGACCCGUCUGGGAGGGCAAAAUGCGAACCAUGUUCCGAAGAUUGGAUCUGCAUGGUGCCGGCAAGAUCCGAUGCCAUGAUUUCAUUCAAAUCGGUCGAGCUUUGGCCCAAAGAAAUCAUCUCCCCAAACACAAGGCUGAUAAUAUUCUUAGAGCCAUGCUGGAUAUUUGGGUGCAUUACUUUUCUGUUGACAAGGAAGGGUCUCACUUCACUGAGAUUAGUGAGAAAGACUUUAUUCACAAUCUUCGAUCGAUGAUUAAUGGAGAAUUCAGACAUGCAAUCGAUCGGUUCGGCUGGACUUUCUUUAAGGCUGUCGAAGUCGAGGGAACCGGUUUUAUAUCUCUAGCAGAAUAUCGAAAUCUUCAAGAAGCCUGGCAUGUAGGUCGUGCUGAGGCUGAGGGCAUGUUCAAGGUUCUGGAUACUGAUAAGGAUGGAAAGAUCAGCAGCGACGAAUACCUUUCAGCUUGGUGCGAUUAUUUCUUGGGUGAAGACCCCGCAAGUCCUUACAAGGCCUUCUUCGGUCCAGUUGUAUCGAAGCAUACACGUGAAUCAUUCGCCGAGUAG